Passer montanus (Eurasian tree sparrow) is the source of this 714-nucleotide messenger RNA. Its product is annotated as myosin-binding protein C, fast-type-like. The transcript is spliced from 5 exons. The record is from RefSeq and is a predicted model, not a curated record. Lineage: Eukaryota; Metazoa; Chordata; Aves; Passeriformes; Passeridae. The coding region runs from base 1 to 678 and encodes 225 amino acids.
AUGAUGGUUCUCUCCUUCAUCCGGAAGCUGGACCCCGCCUACCAGGUGGACAAGGGCAACAAGAUCCGGCUGAUGGUGGAGCUCAGCAACCCCGACCUGCCGCUCAAGUGGUACAAGAACGGGCAGCUCAUCAAGCCCAGCAACAAAGCCACCAGUGACCAUCGUGAAGGGCCCCGAGGACCAGCAGGUGGUGGCUGUCACCUGCUGUCCCCUCACGUGUCCCCUGUGUCCCCAGAGCCACCGGUGACCAUCGUGAAGGGCCCCGAGGACCAGCAGGUGGUGGUGGGCGAGCGCGUGGUGCUGGAGGUCGAGGUGUCCGAGGAGGGCGCGCAGGUCAUGUGGACGAAGGACGGCGUGGAGCUGACGCGCGAGGAGACCUUCAAGUACCGCUUCAAGAAGGACGGCAAGAAGCACUUCCUGAUCCUCAACGAGGCCACCAAGGAGGACACCGGCCGCUACCGCAUCAUGACCAACGGCGGCGAGGCCGAGGCCGAGGUCAUCGUGGAAGAGAAGCAGCUGGAGGUGCUGCAGGGCAUCGCGGACCUGACGGUGCAGGCCACGGAGCAGGCGGUGUUCAAGUGCGAGGUGUCGGACGAGAAGGUCACCGGGCGCUGGUUCAAGAACGGCGUCGAGGUGCGGCCCAGCAAGCGCAUCCACAUCUCCCACACCGGCAGGUGAGAGCCAAAAAAACCAAAAAUUGAAAUGAAAAAAAUU